Molecule: messenger RNA, 17740 nt
Organism: Lineus longissimus
Lineage: Eukaryota; Metazoa; Nemertea; Pilidiophora; Heteronemertea; Lineidae
Product: protogenin-like
Exons: 20
Coding region: 92-4057 (1321 amino acids)
Biological process (GO): cell-cell adhesion
Molecular function (GO): protein binding
Source: RefSeq, a predicted model, not a curated record
GAAAGCGUGUAUUCAUCCGACUAAAUUAGAGUAGGGUCUUGAUGGAGUGUGCGAUCUUUGGGAUUUAUGUGGCCCUUCCGUGAUUGGGGUGAUGGCUUCUUUACACCCCUUUAUUCUAGGUGGAAUAUAUGGAUUAAUAAUACUAAUACGCACAUUAGGGGUGCUUUGCUCAGAAGGGACAGAAAUCGAUGCAGGAUUACACUUCACAAUUGAACCUCAGGAUACGAUCGUCAAAAAGAACGAACCCGUCAUAUUUAACUGCAGCGCAUGGACGUUACCCGAGUUUGAACCUUUGAAAAUAUCAUGGACGCACAACGACGCCGUUAUCAAUGAUGACCGGCGUGUUGUACUCAGGAACGGGUCGUUGUAUAUAAAACGUGUGUCACAUCGUAAGAAGCGCGGAUUAUCAGACCUCGGCCGGUAUGAGUGCAUCGCCACAAACCUGAUCGGGGCAAUUGCCAGUCGCAGUGCAAAGUUACAAAUAGCAUCUUUAUCAAGAUUUACCUCAGAUUUCCACCCUGUUGCUGUAGAGACGGGUGGAGUCGCUCGCCUCGUGUGUAAUAUUACGGGUGUUCCAGAGCCCACGUUUCUAUGGGAAUUCGACCGUUCUCCUCUACCUCUUGCAAAAACCAAAAAUAAAUUUCAAAAAUAUUUUCAACUAUCCUCAGGUGUUCUUCAGAUAUAUAACGUCAGUACGAGUGACGCGGGUCUCUACAGAUGUAAAGCUUUUAAUACGGCAAACCAGCGCAGUCGCGAGAUAUCAGUCAAUGUAUCAGGAAAUAAUCAAAAUAUCCAACCUCAGGCACCAAGAAUAGUCGCUGGACCACUAAACCUCACCGUGUCGGCAGGAAAUUCCGUCACGCUCGAAUGUUUGGUCUCAGGUUAUCCAUCUCUUCAAGUCAGCUGGACGCGGCAAGAUGGCAAACAACGCCGUGGCCGUAUUGUUGGUCAGGGUAAUCUCGAAAUCACCUCUGUCUCGCAUCGAGAUGCUGCAGCCUAUACCUGUCACGCCAAAGUUGCCGGAUUCUCGCGGGAGGUCCAGUCCACUGCCACACUUAGCAUCAUUUCUCCACCAGUAAUACGACAAGCACCAACGAGUCUCAAUCAGGUCACUGCAGGGACGGUGCGCUUGGUGUGUCAGAUUGAGGAAGGGGUUCCCACACCCACGAUUCGCUGGCUCAAGAAUAACGAUGUACUUCACAUUAACGGCCGAAUCAAGGAGAUGUCCGACUCGGUCCUUGUAAUAUCACAGCUUGACUAUUCUGAUGCAGGUUAUUAUCAAUGUAUCGCCACAAAUGCAGCAGGAGAGACUAAAUCGGCGGCGAGGCUUCAAGUCAAGAAAGUUGAUAACGCUCCAGCCCCACCCAGGAAUCUACGAGCCUCGACAAAAUCUAGUGAAGCCAUCUACCUCGAGUGGGAACCGCCAGAUUAUGAAGGCGACAAACCGAUCAUUGCGUUCUCCGUGCAUUAUUAUCCAUCUGAGGGAACCAGCGUAACAGAGGAACAGGAGGUCGUCCAACUGAGCCAUCACGUCAUGGAGAAUCUCCGACCGUUCACCAAUUACACAUUCUAUGUCGUCGCCUACACACCAGCCGGCGCUAGUGACAGGUCGCGUAUGGUGGUGCAACAAACGGGUGAAGCAUUGCCAGUUGGCGGACCUCAAGUCACCUUGACAACCAUGUCACCGACCUCCAUCAAGGUCGAAUGGGGUGAACUUCCGCCCUUCAUCGCUCAAGGUGUGGUCACAGGUUACAAGGUGAUCUACCGUCUCCACAACCAGCCAUCAGAGAUGGUUGAGAGCGUCCCAGGGACUGCCCGCAAAUACAUCAUCAACAACCUCGACCCAUUUACGAGUUAUGAUAUUCGCAUACUAGCAGGGAACAAGGUUGGAUUCCCUGAUUUGGACGACGGGGAUUUGCCGUGGGUGACAGAGAAGACACCAGGCCAGUCAACACCAGAAGCACCGCAGCCUCCAGAGAUGCAGUUGGUCCCUAUCAGCCCAACAAGCGUUAUGGUCUCGUGGACUCCCGGCAAGGGAAAGAUUCUUGGCUACAAGUUGUACUAUAACAUUAUCGGCUCAGAGACAAAGAUCGGUCCGAUCAUCCUCCUGAACAACAGCGUUCGUCAUCAGUUUAAUAAUCUACCUGCCUCCACCUGGUGUGAGUUCAGUAUACUAGCAUUUAAUACAUUUGGUUAUAGUCCGCAGGUGGUGAAGUCUGUCAAGACCAAGGACCCACCCGUCAAUGGGACGGAUCAAGUGGAUGAGACACCCGUCCUCCUCCCACCGCCUAGCCCGGUAAAGAUCCGCGGGAAACCCCUUGGCAACAGUGAGAUUCUUCUUGAAUGGGAGAUGCUACAGCAUCCGUUUCCCAUAACCAACUACACGAUACGAUACUACGCCGUCACACCCAACGAGGAGAAGGAUGAGAAAUUGAGUGAGAGCUCUGGUAUGCGGUGUCUGUUCACCAACCUACGGUCUUACACGGUGUACGAGUUCUCAGUCUGCGCACAUAGUCAGGGCAUCCCUGGGCCGUUCAGCAAGAAGGUCAGAGUCCGCACGCAGGAAGGAACUCCAUCACCUCCAGUAGGCUUAUCCAGCAAGGUGCUGGUCCCCGGCAUUGUACGUCUUGACUGGCGCCCCCCAGAGGAAGCGAACGGAGUCAUUGUAUCGUACAUAAUUAUGUACAACAUGGACAAGGACCAACCAGAGUUGUAUUGGCUAAAGAAAAUACAGAAUGGUUCGAGUACCUCGGUCCGCCUUGAAGAUCUAGAAAUCGACAAACCAUACUACUUCAAGCUGCGAGCGCAGACGAGUGCUGGAGAAGGUCCGCCCACGCCAGUCCUCGAGGUGAAGAUGUGUGAGGGUCCGCUGUGCCGGCCACCCGUGCCAAUCCUGCCUGGUGGCGGCGGUUCAUCCACGGUAGCUGGGAACUCUACCUCGACACCGACUGAGGAGAGCGGUACUGGAGACCAGAUGAUGGGUAUCAUCAUCGGCGUAUCCAUCGGUGGUAGCUGCAUCAUCAUCUGUAUCAUAAUCAUUACACUUUGGAAAAGAUGCUGUUCAGCGGCUGCCCGUGGCCCAUCAUCCCCUGCCCACUUUGCGGGGAGCCAGCAACUGCCCGCCAAUGGUGACGCGGAGAGCCAACCAGGGCAUUCGGCACCGUACCUGGAAUUUGAAAGCUACACACCGAUGCUGGAGCUGCUUCCGGAGAAUUCCGCUCUUGACACAAAGGGCGGCACUGGUGGAGGUAAUUCAUCUGCCAUUUUGGAACGGCGGAUGAAUUGUCGAGAUGGCCCAACCGCAAAUGGUCUGGAGGAUUCCCAGCAUUUGUUGGCGUCAAGCCAGAUUUGGGUUGAGCAGGAUAGUAUACAGGGCCAUGACCAUGAGACAUCGCAGCUCCAUAGUUCAGGGAAUAUUACAACAUCAGGGAACACGUCGGUUAGUGGGCCACCGCAUCCCGGUCACCCCUCAGCUAACAGCAACCACAUUAAUACGGGUCAGAAUCAACCAUGCACGUGUGAACGUGCAGUGCUCCAGUCAGAGGAGGACAAUUCUAACCAAUCUGGGUUACCUGGCAACCAUGUGCUGUCACCUGGCAACCAUGUGCCGUUACCUGGCAGCCACGUACCAUUACCUGCCAACCAUCAGCCAUUACCUGGCCACCACAGCAGGUCAAACUCACCAUUGCACCAAGAUGACGCAACAGUGUGCAACUUAUCAAAAUCUUGUCCAGUCACUACGGCAACUACCUCAUGUUUAGAUGAUGUCAAUGGCAACCCAAAAGAUGGCAGCACCAGCAGCAACAUGAAUCGUAUGCAGGCGAUUUCAGGGCAGUCUCAUGACCGACUUCAAAAUGCACGACCAAAACAAUCAAGGAGACGAGAUGCAAAGCAGACUCAGGAACGUAACUCCGUAGGUGGUACUCUGCCAAAUUCUAAUUCUAAUUCAACACAGGGGGUCUCCAAGUCAUUAUCUUAUGAUGCCUCUGGUUAUGCUCAGGUGGGACCACUAGGGGGCAGUAUGGUACGGCAGCCGGAUGGAAAUGUGCAUUGUUGAAAACCACAUCUGCUCUGGAAACCAAAUGCAGCAUUUUUUAUUAUUCAGGUGUUAGUUACGGUUCCUGGUCGCUAUGGCAACUACAUACAAACAACCACUCCUAGCAACCUGGAGCUGUCAAACUGUGGAUCUUUUCACUUCAUUCGGAAAUGCGGGUCAUAAUCAUUUUUGUCGUGAAAUUUCGUACCGUCGUGGAAAUUUGUGACGGUGUUCUCGCAAUUCAGAAAUUUGCAUAUAUGCGGAAUCUCGGAGCAUUGCGUGUAAUUGUCAUUUUAACUUUGAACAGAUGUGUAGUGGCUUGCUGUGUAAUAGGGUAAUUAAGUCGGUGACCUUGACCUUUGACCUUCAUGUUUGACCUAUUAGGCACACAGGGUAUGUUUAUGGGGUCGUCACCAAUGCGCUUAUUUAAGCUGGAAACUAUUUAGAUUCAUCAGGAAGAACUACUUUGACUCAGGAUUCGAUGUGAAAGCAUGGAAGGAGCAGCUAACUUUCUGGUCGUCAUGGCAACCUCUGUUAUUGUUUACCAACAGAAGUCAUGGAAACAGUUACUGCCAUGUCCUUGCUCUUCUCUCUGGAACAACCCUGCUGGGGCCUGUAACUAAACUGGCUGAUGUUGCCAUGGUAAUCGGUUCAAUGUUGUUUUAGUGACAACGCAUUGACAUGAGUUGCCGGGUAAAUUGUGCUGCCAUGGUUGCAAUCAAAUUGUUACUAGGGAGUGACGUAGUAGCCAUUGUAAUGUCAAGUCAUAUUCAGCUUCAGACUUCAGACAGUGUACAUAGGUGUUAUUUAACCCUGUAUACAGGUCAAGGGUUAUCAUGACAGCUUGGGCAAACACACAUGAUUACUAUGGCAACGUGGGCCUGUAUCAGGGUUAGCAUGACAGCAUGCCCGGACACUGUUACUAUGGCAACAGGAAGAUAGUAAGACUGGUUCCACGUGGCACCAGAAAAUAAUUUUUUUUCAGGAAAUCACUUUUCUCUCAGUUCUUUGUGUUUUGACAGUUGUUUGAUGAUAAAACCAGCCUUUAUUGUGUCUCAAAGUUUAUUGUUGCAUGUUUUUGGAUGUUUUGUUGAUAUUUCGGCAGCAGAUGCAAAUUAUUUUGACUUGAAUGAAGUUUUGCUUACGUUGUCUUGACAACAGAUCGUUCUGAUGCAGUGUCGUCAUUUGUAAACAAACCUAUGUUGCCAAUUGUAAUGGGAAUUGUUUUACAUGAUUUUGGACCAGAUGUUAUUGAAAUAUUAUAUUGAAAUUAUUAAUGCAAUGUGCAGGGCGCUUUAAUUUCCAAAAUGUUUUUAGAAAAUGAUUAAAAUUUGAUUAAAAUCAAUUUAAAUUGAAUUCUAUUCAAAUUUCUAUUUAAAAUCAGUGGAUGUGCUUAUUUGGAAAUUAUAUAGAAAUGUUUUAAGAAUCAUUACAGAAAAUGUGCUCUAUAAAUUAUUGAAUUAAUGGAUAAGCAAUCAAGUAUCGGAUAUUAAGAAUGUUUGGAAGCAAUUUUCAUUGAGGCUGGUUUUAAACAAAUUCAUCUAAUUGUUUGUUUUUGUUGUCAAGAUGGCCAUGUGACAUUUAUGGCCAAACAUUUUCCUGUUUUCUCGACUCUGUUAUUGCGUUAAGGGAUGCGACAUUUCCAAUUUCUGGAGGAUUAGUGCUUUUACCCCUCCUUAAAAGGGCUUAUUUGAUAGCAGAGAUAUCUAUGCCUCAGCUCUCCGUAGAACUUGGCAUUUUCAAAACGGGUGAAAAAUAUACAUUAUAAAUUGAAAACUUUAAUCAGUUUUCUUCUUCUGUGCACUGUCCCAUCCCUGUGCAAAUGAAGAAUUGAGAUGCAAGUAACGUCUUUCUGAAAAAAAACUGAGAUAGCUAUGGUAAAAUGUGAAGCUCACAUAACCCCCAUCUAAGUACAAAACCACUUCAUUGCAAACCUCAAACUGAACCAUUAGAGUCCUGGCAGAAAGUUGCGUUCACUGAGAAGAUCUGAAAGGACUCUCAAAGGACUUUACACUUAUUUCCCAGCUGAAACCUUUCAGUGAAUGUCUAUUUAAAUGCGAAUGAAUAUUGGGCCUUCGAACAGGAAAAUGUCAUGACAAAUUACCUUUGAAUUGACAUAAUGCUCCUCGAGGCAACACCUGCUGUACUAGCUUUAAGUUUGCGGUCACAAUCACGGAGGCCUCAUCAAUGGAUAUAUACCGGUUGUGGGGUACUUGCUCCUUAAAAAUAUUUUAUGUUUGAAAUAUGUGUUGGAUUCAUAAGGCAGCUUUAUAAAGUGGAUCAUUUACUGUUCACGUGGAAUCAUGAAAUCAUGAAAAAAAAAUUUAUUUCAAAAUUUGCCAAAAUAAAUAUCAUAAGAAUUUUGGGGUUUUCAGAAUUUUUUUUUCUAAUUAAAAGAAUUUUUUUAAAUCAGGUUUUCAAAUUUUUUUUUCUAAUUGAACAAAUAAAAAAUUAUGGGUUUUCAGAUUUUUUUUCUGAUUGAAAGAUUAAAAAAUUUGGGGGUUUUUAGGAAUUUUUUGUUCUAAUUGAAGUGGUCUGUACAAGAACCCAGUGACCAGUGUUUUCAGCGAAAUGGAGUUAUUGGUAUCAUUUUUUCAUCGGACUGAAAUCAGAAGCAUUGCUGUUAUGCGGUACCAGUCUUUAGAUAUUGAAAAUACCCUCAAAAAGAGUACCCAAUGAACAGCAGUAUCUCUGAGAGCAGGAACCAGGUUUAUGUAAUGCUUUAUGCAUUGGACUGUCCGUGGAUUAGAUAACAUCAUUGGGGCCAAAAUUAUAUACUUGGGAAGUGCAUAAAGCACAUUUUCUCAAAAGGACAGAAAAGUUGGUUACAGAGUUUUUGCAUUGGCCCCUUCAGUUAAAGGGUGACAAAAAAUGUCUUUGUCGUUGGGUCACAAUUUUUCUAUAUCUCGGCCAAGAGAUUGGGAAAAUACUUUGAUAUUAUUGGAAGUUGAGGUUCUAUUUAACCCCUUAACGGUAGAGCCAUUUUGGAAAAGAUGGCAGUUAUUUUUGAAAAAGAAGUAUCUCAUUCGUAGCUGAAAAAACAGCUCUAACUGCUCAGUUCACUGAACACUAAAAUUUUCAAAAUGAAAAUUUCACAAAUUCGUUAAUACAUGUAAGUGACAUCAUGUGACUUUAUCAGCAUAAUUACCACAACUAUAAUUAAAAAAAUUAUAAUGAUAAAAAAUCUUUAGCCUUAUUAUAAACAGUUCGCUCAUCAUCAGUGAGAACAUUCUCAUAUAUAGUUAUUAUUGUGCAAGUGUGUGCCGUUUAAUGAACAAGAUUUUUACAAACAAAAGAAUUUCACUCUUUUUGCCAAUACCCAUUGAAAUCCCUGUUUAUUCUUAGCAUACCGGUAUAACUCCAAAGAUGUCGACCUUCACCUUUGAUCACUCCAUGUGCUUAUUUGUAACUUUUCAGGAGAAAUUGUAUUGGAAUUUAAAAAUUCUCUUGGUGCCAUAUUUGUGGGGGUUUGUGAAUUUCGUUAUCAGAAUGUACUUGUUUCUCCGGGUCAUACACAGGUGGUGCUGAGCAGCGACGUUUGGUGACGAAAAACCUCAGCUGCCACCAGUAGGGCAUGUACCUAGGCACAAGGUUCUGAUAAUGGUUCAAGUGAGAAAGAGCAUUGUGUAAGCGCCAGACGGGCAUGUGAAAUUCGAAGUGCCAUAUUAAGCUUCUUCAAAUUCUUACUGAUAAGACACACCAAUGUUUUACUUUAAUGAAUGAUAUUAUUGUGCACAUGUUUUUUACUAAGAAUCUGAAUUUAUUUUCCCAUUGGAACAUAUAAUUCUAAGGGAAAAUGUCAGUAUCUGGUUGUUCAUAAUAUGUGCCAAAUAUUGUCUUUUAGUUAAUCGUCGUUGCGUUUUCUUUGGUAAGGAUUGCCUGUAUUUCAUGUUAAGCAGUAAAUAUUGUGUAAAUACUAUUGUGUGUGACCUUUCGCUGUGUUGUCUUGGUAACAAUUAUUAUUGCAACUGACUCAAUAGAAAGUGUUGCUAUGGCAACUGUCGUGUCUAUGGCAGCUUGUCAGUUGCUAUGGUGAUGGUUGCUGUGGAAGCAGUUACUAUGGGGAUGUAAACAUUUAUAGACUAGUGAGCUGUCAGUCAAAAAGUGUCGCACAUGUUUCUCAAAUGCUCAAUGUAAUUGAGUCAAAGUGACUAAUUCCAUUUUGACUUUUUAAGCGUGUUCUUUUAUGAAAUAUAAUAUUUAAUCGUAAAUCUCGCCCCAUACGACUCUUACAUGGCUUUUGUGUUGGUUCACACUCCUCUCAUGAGAUGAUCAAGAUAAAAUCUGACUCAUCAAAUUCAGAGCAAAAUUAGUAGGCCCUUCUCCGUAUUGCUGAUAAGUUGGACACCAAAAUAAAGGCCAGUGAUAAAUAUUAGAGGUGUAUUAUGGAAAUCUUCCUAGCAACAACCAUGACAUAUCUCAGGUUACUCUCUUCAAAUUUCUAAGAUCUUUUCUUUACGGCCAAAUGUCAUUUCUCCAAGGUCAAGGUCAGUUCUGAGGCCAAGGUAAAUUCCAACAGGCCAAGGUUGGUUCUCAAAUACCACUUUGGUUAUUAACGGCCAUGGUCAAAUCUCUCGUGCCAAGGUUACUUCUAAAAGGCCAAAGUCACCUCUAUCGGGCCAAGGUCGCUACUGAAUGGCCAGAGUUGUUUCAAAGGCCAUGGUCUUUUCUAUCAGGCCAAAGGUCAUUUCUAAGGCCAGAUGCAAUGUCCCUCAAGAUAGGUCAAACAAUCGUACUUCCUGCUGAAUAUGUAGAAAUGCUAACAGUUGAUAUAUCGACAUGUUCAAAUGUCUCGGCCAGUAAAAUAUGUCAAACGUGAUUAAUCUGCUGAAUCAAUAAAAAUUUGUCCAAAUAAAUAAAUAAAUUUGUCUUAUGAAAGAUUGUAAAAUUUAUGAAAUUUCAUAAAAUGCCAAGAAAUGCUCACUUAUUGUCAAACUAUCUCAUGAAUCCAGGAAAUCCUCAUUUCUGAAGCGUCAUUUAACAUACAUGUAGGCCAAAUUAGUCUUUCACCAGGUCUAGACGUGCAUAGUUGUCCCGAAAGCUCUGGACCCAGUGCACAAGGUCGUUUCUAAAAGGCCAAGGCCAUUUCUCAUCCCGAAAGCUCUGGAUUAAGUGCGCAAGGUCGUUUCUAAAAGGCCAUUAGAUCCCAUUCCGCGGUUGUCUAUCGUUGGACAGCUCUGGACCAAGCACACACCCGCCGUGUUUCUCUAUUCAUAACCGAUUGUGCCUCAAUCUAAAUGUACCACGUUUCAUCAUGGGUUCGCCAGAUUCCCUUUAGCAUCAAACAUUCGCCUCUGGCUGACUUGAGAUGAAAUCCAUUUUACAUUGAAAGGGCUUCGAGCACACAGGACAUAAUGCAAUUAAAAGGAAAUUGUUGUUGACAAGAACAGAAAGACAGUGUCGCCGUCUAUUAUAAGAACUGGGCAUCGAUGGUAUGUUUGAAAGGCUUUGACCACAAAGGACAUAGUACACUGUUAAUGUGUGGCUCGUAGAUGGCAACAUUGUCUACUGUGAUCGUCCGAAGCUCAACUUUUUCAAAAUUUCACUUAUCUUUUUUGUGCUCUUAGCUCCUUGUUGUUUCUUUGCAAAAACUAAGGCAGCACUUCACAGUGCAGCAUUUGACCUUGUAAGGUUGAGGGGAGGAUGAGAAUACGUCUGUAAUGAUGCAGUUUUAAAAUUGUGCAUCUGCAUCUUGAAAUAUCUGAUGCAUUUCCGACUCUGUCAAACUUACAUUCGCCCUCUGGCCUGUAUUGGUGUGUGAGAGAUAAUUGGUGUGACACUUCUUGAUUGACAGCUGCCAAUUAGUCCAGUUUUGUCAAUCAGGUCAUUUAGAAAGUAUCUUAUAACAGUAUAUAUAAAUAUAUAUUUGUCGAAUUUGUAAAAGGGCUAACAUGUCCCUUAUUUAAUUGGCUGUCAUGUGACCUCGUUAGUAGCUGUAAAUUGUCAAUUACAGUCACUUUCAAAGACUUGAAGUUCUUACGAUACCUUGAAAGUUCUUAGUCAUGUGACUAGUGUUCAUUAACAUAAUAUUUAGGUUUCUUGUAAUCUGAUCGGCUGAUGAGGUCAGGUGACACGCCUUGUUAUACAUGACAGGGGUUGUGGGAUUUGGUGGUGUUACAUGUUUUACGGAGGAAGGGACAGCAAUUUAGUGGCGCGUCUUUCUAGGGGGAGUGAGGUGGACAGGAAAGAGUCUUGACUGUCAUGCACCCAAAAACCAGCUAUUUUAAUGCUAAAACCUGCAAUGAUGAUUGCACGCAACCAAAAUUGCUUGUUUGUGGUGGCCGCGGUAGCCGCUUGCAGUGAGAAUCAGUAAUCCCAUUGUCCUGCAAUCAAUAUUGAUUGUACCCACUGAUGCGAUUAUCUUUUGUCGCACACAAUGCAGUGAUUAAAAUCACAGGUUGCAGUGACAAAAUUUGGCUGCACUUUUAAGUCUCGGUGUGUGAGAAGUGCUGAAGUUGUCAUUAGGAAAAGCUGACUUACAAAUUUUAAAGAUAUUGCUGUGGAUUACCGAAUGUGUCCUCAAACAGCUUGUAAAAUGUGAGUGUUCAGAAACCAAGGGUUCAAUACCGUGUUGCUUUAAGUUUCCCCUUCAAAGGCCUGCCACGGUUGUCUUGUAUUCCACCUAUUUUUGUGUUCACCACCUGUUUUAAGAGUUUGAUUGCUCAGGCUAAGUUAGGCUGACUGCUCCGUGGUCUGAAACAUUUAAAGGGAGACUAGAUGUACAAGACAGAGAUAGGUCAGAGCCACUAGUUGGGGAUCUCUGAUCUGACAGUACAUUGAAACUAUUCAUGCUUGUAUGAGGCAUGUACUGUGUACGCUAUUUAUCCAGUUGAUGGGCGCCUGUACAAAAGGCCUAAAUUACACGUAAUAGGCCUACAUGGAACAGCUGUACCAAGACCGACUAAAUAGCGCCUACACAUUACUUCGUGUUGAAUCAAUUUAACCUAGUCCCCAUCUCUGCUUAUUUGACACCUAAAGAUGACCAGUUUGACUGCGUAGCCUUUGCCUUUAGCCUCCCUUUGAAGAGUAUCUGUCGUCUUUCUGUCAGCUGACGGGUGUAACACAACACUGAUGCGACAGGAGUUGUGGACGAGGCUUACAUAGAAGGAUAAGUACUUCGUUUGCCCUGCACUGAGGAAUGUAGAAAACAUCAAAAAGUGAAUAAUCGUCAGAACGUGCUUACAUGACCGAUCAUUGGAAAGUGCUCGAUCGGCACUUUCUUGUGGUUCCAUUUGUAAACCUAUUGACAUUUUCUCAAAUCUUUUGCAGGUUCAGUGGUGUGCUCGUUAAGGUGUAAAUUAUCUCUAUGUCACGGCGUAGGCAACUUAGUCCAACUUAGCCUGGAACUAACUGUAGUUUAUAAAAGUACUUGGUGUAAUGAAUCUACCUCAAAAGACCAGCAGAUGUCUGAACUCAGGGAGACACUAUUGUGACAUUUUGCUGGUCAAAGUCGUGUUGCGCAUCAUCAGUUCAUGUGUACGCAUCAUCAUAGUGUGUAUUGCACAUCAUUGCGUUGUGUAUGGUACAUCAACAUUUUGGGAAUAGCGCAUCAUAGGUCUUUGUUCAAAUGAUCAUACCAGAAAAUUCAGGGCAGUAAAAUCUGAAAUCUGAGGUUUAUUCAAGAUAUAGAACAUUGAAAAGUUCAUCUUUCUCCAAGGUUCAAUGUUUGUACAAAUGUCUAUCCUAAUUUUGCAUGUUGGCUGAUAAUUUUGAAAUGAUUAGGUCAAAACUUUUGCAAGGUGAUCACAUUUGGGGAUGGGCAUGCAGCUAGAAAUCAUUAGAGUGGAACCUCUCUAUUACGGACACAAGUGCUGUCCUUAAUUAAUAGAGAGGUGUCCUGAGAGGUCAAAUUGAAGGGAAACCUCCAAUUUGGGACCAAAAGUAUUGUCCUGAAUAGAGAGGUGUCUGCUUAAGGGAGGUUCCACUGUAUAUAAAUAUUCACACUCUCCAGUUAAAGUUUUCUGUUUUCGUACCCUCUACAGAGGGCGCUCUGCAUCGUCACCGCCUCUUGCACCCUGAUUAUUUACUCAACAUACCAAUGAGUUUAUGUCGGGAAAGUUUGAACUGGGCAAGACAUGAACUGGCUGAGCUGAUGUGAUGGCCUAGUGGUUGAGGCCUUGUGACCAACAGCCUCUCGCCUUGUGCCUGGCACUUCAGGAGUUUGUGAUUAAGGGGAUACACCAUUCGUAAUUUAACUCACAUGUUCCAUGAAAAUAGGAAUGCAGUUAUACACACUGUUGGAGUGCAGUUAUUAUGCAUACAAAUUUGCUGAAACUUGGUAUGUAUAAUAUUUGUAUAUCUGAUGGCAAUGCUGAAAUUUAUAUUUUGUCUGUGUUUACGAAAUUUGAAAUUUUCAAAUUCAAUGACAAUUACAAUUUUAACAAAUGACGUAGGCCUUUAAAUAUUGUCUCGUAAGCCAAGACUGACUGGCUCUUUGUGUAGAGAUGACAACUGACAUGUGAGCAAAGAGCAUGGCUCAUUCCCCUUGAGGAAUAAACAUGCCGGUACAAAUACAUUGUAACAGCAUUCAGAUUCUGUUUAUUUUCAAAUGGACCCUGUGUUUAGGUAUUAUCUAAGUACAUGUAUUAGACUGAUCAUUGGGUUGUUCCCAGGUAGCCAAUUGUGUAUGCUCUUCCAAUGAUUACAUAAGGUGCAGUAUAUGGUGAUGGCUACCUGGGGACGAAGGGGGGGCACUGAUUACAUUUGCUGCCACCAGGGCUACAUCCAGUGCAUAAGCUGGCAGCACUUGUACCUAAUUCACAACCUGGCAAGAGGGUACCAGCAGAACUACAACCACAGCUAUUUGGCGCUACGUGGCGCUGACGGUCAAUAGGGUAAUGCACUGUUGUGACAGAGACGUGAUGUCAAUUUGUAUUUGAGUUUUGACGUCAUUUUGACACAAUUACCAGAAUGAAAAUGGAGUGUCGCCCAUAGGGAUGUCGACACCCUGUUAUUAAAUUAUCAUCUGUUGUCCUGUUCAUUGUGUGUAUCACUUGCUUUUCUGGUUAGACUAGUUCCCAGACCUGACUGAUAGUGCCUGGUAGCUGGUCCACUUACGAGAUCCAAAUGGAUUAGACAUUACGCUAUGCCGAUAAGCUGUCCCAUUUAUCUGUUUACUUGCAUUUAAUUUUCGGAAAUGAAGAAAACAAGCAGAGUUCUUUAUGUCUGCACUGAUGGCAGCAUUGAUUGCCUAACUUGAUUGUCGAAAACUAUUGGCACUUCAAUGAGCACUUUCUGAUGGUACCAUUUGUAACAUGACCAUUCAUUGGAAAGCUCUCAAUGAGCACUGUCUGAUGGUGCCAUCGGUAGACCUACAGUUGUGACCAUUCAUUGAAAAGCUCUCGAUGAGCCCUCUCUGAUGGUACCAUUUGUAAACCUGGUAACAUUACCAUUCAUGGGAAAUCUCUGCGAGCACUUUUUGAUUGUAACAUAUGUGUUCAAUGGUCAGUUGUACAUUUCAGCUGCCCUUACAUGCUGCCAGUCAUUCCUUGGAACUAGUCAACCUCUGGUGUGGACAGUAUUUAUAUGAUGGCAGCAUAUCGUGCCAUUUAGAUUAGGGGCGCCCUCAUGUGGCCAAGAUGUAAACUCAGGAUUCGAUAGUGUAAUAUCAGGGAGAUUCAUCUCGAUGGGGUUAAAAUUAGAAUGGCCGCCGAUCGGUUCAAAAUGGCCGCCAGUUGGUUCAGACUUGCAAGUCCAGUUGCCUUGGUGACGCUACAGUGAUGGACAGCCCAGAGUCAACAGCUGUUAAGUGUGUUUGGUUUCCAGCAACGGUACAGGCAUAUUUUGACAUGAAGUUUGGUUCAAGAGCACUAUUGUGUGGCUUCAUUCACUGUCGACAUCGAUUUUAUUCUUCGGGCAAAACCAACUUUUGGUUGGCGCAUGGGUGAGUGAUCAGGUCAUAUUCUCAUUGCCAAGUUUUGGCGCGGACCCAUUGCUAUCUUUGGGAUUUCAUCACAGGACUAGUGCCGGACUUGUGGGCGAUGGCCCAACUGCAGUAGGUUAUUUUCUGUACAAACAACCUGUCUGUCUGAAUGAGUUUCAUAGUGUGCCACCUAUAUGGGCGACACAAGUUGCUACCGGGGGUGUCAACACAAUCUACCUUAUUCAUUUGAUUGGUCACCAUCUUAUUUUGCUGAACUUCAUGAUGAGUUAGGAGAGUGGAGGAAUUUUGUUCUGUUGUGAAACGUUUGGUCCGUUGACGAGUUUGAGUGUACAGUGUACUUGAGAACUUUAACGUCUUCUGUUUUCAGCAUUUCCUUUUCUAAUGAAAAGAGUAAGCAACUUCUUCUCACGAUUCUAAUAGUUUUGAGAUGUAGCGAUCAAUUUUCACUUCAUCAUUCAAACAAACACAGCUGAUAGAAAAAAUACCUCAUUUAAUAAUGGCAUCACCUAUUUAACCAAACGGACCAAUCAUUACAGUGCAUUUUAACUAUAAACUGUGAACAGAAUAGUCCAUUAUGAAUCUUAGGGGUGACUUUUAAAACCAAAUGUGACCUCAUUUUGUACACUCUCAUUGGCUUACUUUGAAUCUCAAAUUUGUUGAUGCCUCACUCAUUUGUUUUGAAGUUUUCUCAAAGUUGUUACAGCUGUUACAGUUGUAACAGUUGUUACAGCUGUCUGCAACCAAAGAAUGCCUGAAUAAAGCACCAUCAUACGGGGAAUUCUAAAACUAACAUUCUGAAGCAAGUUAACGAUUUCUGUUCAAUUCAGGGAAGGAAUAGUUAUGAUUUUUGGAGGAUUUCCAUCUAUUUCCCUCCUUAACCAUCGUCCAUGGACACAUGCAGAUUUUUCCUUCAUACGCCCAUGGACACCCGCGAUUAAGGGCUGACAUCUGAUGUGAAAGUGCUUAAUCGAAACAUUAUUCAACUUGAGCCGAUAAUCGUAGCCAAACUUCUGCUCAGUGAUGGAGUUAUCCGUUACAGACAAGUAAUGCUACAAAUUUCAUGUUGAAAUUGCCAAUUGCUGGAGUGCUAAAGGGUGAAAAGAUCUUAAUUUGACAGCAGAAAUGGAAAGAUGCCUCAGCUCACCGAAGAACUUUUUCAAAAUCUGACAAAAAAUAACCAAUCUUAUACUGUUGAAACUCUCUUUUGAAGACACCAUUGGUAAUGACAUACGCAGUCCUUAAUAGAAAGGUGUCCUGAUUACAGAAGUCCUGUUGUAUAGAAAUGACUCCUUUGGAACCAACAUCACCGUGACAGGGAGGUCCUGUGAAGCGAGUUGUCCGUCCACUGAAUAUUGAGACUCAAGUUAUUCAGUGGCGUGGAAUGGAUAGACUGAUAAACCCAAAAUGGUGGUGCUUUAAGAUGAUUUUAGUCGCACAUGGUCUCUUUUGAACUGAACUAUUCAGACUGAUUUAAUACCUCAGCAUUUAUAUUGUUGUUUUAUCUAGUGCAAGAUUUGUUUCGAGCCAUUUUGAAUUAAUUCCUUAAAGGCCCAGUGCAGCUGUGUAUUCAUUUAUAAAAUACAUAGUCUUGGUCACCGGUUGCGGGCUUUAAAUGCAAAAGAUCUGAUUUCAUGUAAACUUUGAUCAGUUUAUUCGGUAAACAGCAUGCUUAUUUUAGACUGUGAUGGGGCAAGUUGAUGCAGUUGAACAUUUAUUGGAUUCUUAAAGGCCCAGUGCACUGGUCUUUUUGUUUUACAGCAUGACCAAGUCCUGGCCACCUGUCACAGGGUUUGAGUGUCAAAGAUCUGAUUAGAUGUGACCUUUAAUCAAAUUGUUAGGAAAACACCAUAUCUAUUUGACAGUGAGUGCGAUCAAGGUACUCAUUUUAUGAGCAUGUUGUUUUUUCCCCUCAUUAAAAAUAUUAACUCUCAGCCCGCAUGCUGUAUAUACAAGGUCCGCCAUGUUUGAUUUUACAGCUGCAUUUCGUAUACUCACUGUUUUUCAAUUCAAAUUUCCUGCACUGUCACAUGAUGCCUUCACCUUAAAUACACUCGUGGUGACUCGAGCAACAUAUGACAAUGCGUUGACGAUCUUUCCAAUUAUAUUUGGGUUGGUAGUUAUCUAAUGGCGCUACAAUCUGUGCUAUCGUCUGCCGAUUUUGAAAGUCUGAUUUUCUGAAAUUCACCUCGGUUUUCAUAUCAAACCACACGAAACGAGUUUCGGGCUGAAAGAAUUAAUUUCAGUGCAGGAAAUGGAAGAUCUACGCCUAAUCAGACCAAAAAAUAACUAUUUGAGAGGCAUAGUUUUCAAUUUCAUAUUAGGGCAAUUUCAAUGACUGCAUUUUCACAUACAUUUUUUUGUUUAAUCUUUGCUCUGGGCCUGUUGCGUCCCCGCCAAUCAGUGAAAGCCAUGAGGUUGGACAUUGGCAAUGUUCAAUCCCGACCCAAGUUACUUUAAUGAUCAUUACAGUGUGUGUUUAGUUGACAUUUGAAAAUUAAAAUUGAGAACUUGAAAAUUUCCAGUUGAGUAAAUAUGGAAUGUACAUUGUUAACGAUCCAGUUUUGUAGACUUGAUAUGUACAAAUAUCAUAAAUGCAGGGUUGCAUGCAUAGUAACUGCACUUUGUCAAUGUUUAUUUCUAUUUUACCUGUGGUACAAGAAAAUACAAGGAACGCAAACAGUGUAUGCCUUUAAAGUCGGUAAUCCUUUUGGACCAUUUCACAGUAACAUGGAAAGUAAGGACUUUGAUUGGAGGCAAAUCUCCUACCUCACUUGAUAUUCAUAAGUAGCUAAUAAAUUAUUCAUAAGUUGCCUUAUUUAUGAAGUUCAGCAUGGUAAAGAUGGCACCUCAGUCUACCUCAGUUGGUCAUACCAGUUGCCCUUCUAGAACUAACUAGGCCAGCCAGACCAUGGGCAAGUCCAUAACAAAUAUAGGGGUGACAGAUGGAAUCACUUAGAAGUUUGAAAUCUCCAAAAGUUUGAGUUUUAAAUUUUACACAGUUUUAUGGCGUCGGUUCCGGAUGUUCAAAUAUGGGUUAAAAUGUUGACCAAUCUAACUACGGAAAUGGGGUGAGACUAAUGUUAUGAUUGACGUUAGGCAUUAUUGGUGUUUGUCUCAAAAGGUUCUACAGAAUUGGCUUUUUAACACACCGACAUGUCCUGAUUACUGUUCAGGGGCAAUUUUUAUCUCCAUUCACUGGUGACACUGACAAAAACAAUGUACAGGAAUGGCGGAGGCUUGUAAGAGCAGUUUCCAGGACAUCCUGGGCCCGGUUGUUAGAAAGCUUGUUAGCUUUAUAACAUCAUGUUGACAUGUUGUUUCAUGUACAUCAAUGCACAUGUACCAACAUGUCUGCAUGAUGUUAUAAGCUAACAUACUUUCUAACAACCGGGCCCAGCUGGGGCAAAUUCUACGUGGCCGUCAAUUCAAUCUCUGUCAAAGAUAGUAGUAUGCUGUGUGAUAAUCUUUGCAAAUCUUCACCAAGCCGCACCAUUGGUAACGUUUGCAAAGUGAGGACCAGCCUGGUUAGAGCAUACAUUUGAUCUUUUCUGGUUUUUACGAGGGUGAAGUCAGCACCAUCCUCUCAUUGGGAGAUGGAUCAGGUGUAAGAUUUCCCACCAUAUUUUACUUUUCGAGAUGAACCCCUGCUUCACAUUUCCAUAGUUAGUCUGUUCAUGUUGUAAAAAGCGAAAUCUCACUGUGUACAUGAUGUGUGUACAUGCAUAUGCAUGAGAACAAGGACCAGGGUUAUUAAUUAAGACUAGUGUUUUGUACCCAGUGACCAUAUCUGGUUGACGAAUAAAAACCUUUUAUUGGGAGGA